UUUGAGGUUGUAGUCGGAACGCUCCCUCAAGUUUCGCAGCGCAGAGGCCAGGACUACAACUCCCAGAGUUCCGCGCUCCAGGGCGCGCGCGUGCACCGUAGUGGCGGAGGCGGAGGUGCCCACCUCUGUGGGUUCUCAGAGUAGGGCUCUGUUGGCGGCGCGCUUGCGACUUAGUGAGCUCUGGUCCUUCCAACACUUGUCGAGGGGAGGGAGGAGCAAGUACUUAGCGUUCGGCAGCACCUCGACUUCUGUGCAGGCCACUCCUCCAAGAGUUAGGCUGUCGGUGAGCGCAGGCUGUGCCUCGGGUCCCCGUCUUCACGGUCCUUUCCUAGGAACUGACCUGGAGAGGUGUGGAGGAGGAGAGCGCGAGGCCUGCCGGUCAUCUACCGGGCCCACUCCGGAUUUCCAGGAGGCUCCGGAGAAGCUGUCUUCCUGACGGGUAACGAGCCCAAGGCUGGCUAUGAAGAGCGACGCCUCGACUUCUGCAGCCCCCUUGAAAGGGCUUGGGGGCCCUUUGCGGAGCAGCGAGCCUGCGCGUGCCCUUCCGGCUGUGUUACCCGCGGUGCACCUGCUGGAGGAGGCGUCCGACCUGCUGGUGGUGCAUCUGGACUUCCCUGCCGCACUAGAGACUUGCGAACGGGCUUGGGAGAGCCUGGCCGAGGAGCCCGCAAGUGACACUGUUGUGGAGGUGAAAUGCUCCCUGUGUGUUGUGGGGAUUCAGGCUCUGGCAGAAAUGGAUCGGUGGAGAGAAGUCCUGUCCUGGGUCCUCCAGUAUUACCAGGAUCCUCAAAAGCUUCCUCCCAAAGUCCUGGAGCUGUGCAUCCUUCUGUAUAGCAAAAUGCAAGAGCCUGGAACUGUGUUGACUGUGGUUGAUGCCUGGCUCCAAGACCCAGACAACCAGGGCCUUCCUGAGUACGGAUCCCUGGCAGAACUCCACGUGCUCCGGGUGCUUCUACCCUUGGGUCGUUGGUCAGAGGCCGAGGAACUGGCACUGGGCUCUGCAGCUUUCGGCGAGGAGCAGCGGGAAGAAGUGCUCCAGGCCAUCCGCACAGCAAGGCAACAGUCCACACAGGAGCCCUUGAGUUCUCAGGAGCAACCGAAGCCAAGCCAGGAAGGUUCCUUCUCCUGUAAGUUGAUGUCGCUGCUGAGGUUGCUUCACCGGCUCUGGGGCUCUGUGGCGAGCCACCUCCUCUCUCAGCCCUUCAGAAAGAGCCUCCUGGCCGCCUUGAUCCUCUGUCUCCUGGUUCUGCGGUUUGACCCAGGAACCAUGAGUCAACAGCUUUUCCUUAGAAGAAGAAACUUCACAGUUAGAAUUCAUCUGCAUCCUGAAGUCUUGGGAACCGUGAUAGCCUUUCCCUAUCAUUUUGUGGAUGAUUCUUAAGUAGACCCUAGAUUGAUGGGGAGAGAAAAGGAUUCAGAAGAGGUGAAAGCCCUUGACAAUGACUCCUCUCUUACUGCUUUUGAGAUGUGAGUUUCACUAUUAUUGCCCAACUUGGCCUAGAACCCCAGGGCUUGAGCGGUGGACUCCACCCACCGUCUUGAAUAUCUGUGACUCAUGAGCCUUAUGAGAAUGAUUUUGAAAUGAGAAUCUGGACAUUCACUGCCCUAGAAAAACCUCCUUAAUGGCUUCCAUGGCCCACAGGAUACAAAUCCAUAUUCUUCUUAAUGGAAACUUAGGCCCCAUGUUAGCGGAUUUGGCGGCACCUCCUUUGCUGUGUUACUCUGAUUUCUGGGUAUGCUGCAUCCUAGCUGCCAGGUCCUCCUCAGGCCUCGUCAGUGUGGCUUUGCUGGUACUGCUGGAGGGUCUUAUAGCAGCUCUGCCGCAGGAGACCCUUGGCUUUUCAGGCCUGCUCAGUUCCCAGCCCUGUCUUGUGCCCCUCCUGCCGUGGUGACUUUGAUAGUGGUGGGGUUGUUUGCCUCUACCAGUGCUGUGAGCUCUGGAAGCUGCAGAGCAAGGCUCGCAUUCCUGCUCCGCUGUGUGGGUGACUGCUAGGCAGAGGUCAGCCGUCUCAUCUCACAGGGACUCACACAUGACUCAAUGGGCAUGUCAGAAGCUUUUGGCACUUCUUCUGCCCCGAGGAAGAUUUCUUGCGAGUGGUGGCUGAGCUGAGGCCCAGGUGGCAUGCACAGUGCUCAGAGGGGUGGACGAGCGGGCGUCUCAAGAGGGCAUGUGCACCUGGCACGUGUGCUGUCCUGUGCUGUGAAAGCCUGGGCACACAGGCUUGAUUGUGCCCCGCUUGUCCGUCUGCUCUCCCUGGUGUUCCUCGCCGUUCUACUGGGGACCUGUGGGGCUCUGGCUAUUGUCCUGAUUGCUACAGGGCUGUCUGUAUCCAGCCCUAACCAGCUGCCUGUCAGGUGAGGAACUUGCAACCCAAACCACUGCUGUUACUUUGGCCUUUCCAAGGAUGUGGGCUGGGCCUCAGCUCUGGGCUUAACGAGGUCAAAGUGAAGGGCGAGCUUUCUUGGUAGACCAUUACAGUGGCCAUCAGCCAAAGGUGGAGUUUGAGCAUGAAAUGAAAUGUGUGUGGACACAUUCUGUAACUGUAAAACGUACACACUAGAUUUCAAAGACCAACUACUGAAACAAAAAAGCUAAAAUAAAAAAUGGAAAUACAAAGAUUUUUAUAUUGACUGAAUGUUGAAAUGAUAAUAUUUUUGAUAUAUUGGUUCAAAUAA
Molecule: messenger RNA, 2676 nt
Organism: Microtus oregoni (creeping vole)
Lineage: Eukaryota; Metazoa; Chordata; Mammalia; Rodentia; Cricetidae
Gene: Pex26
Product: peroxisomal biogenesis factor 26
Exons: 5
Coding region: 461-1381 (306 amino acids)
Biological process (GO): protein import into peroxisome membrane; protein import into peroxisome matrix
Cellular component (GO): peroxisome; peroxisomal membrane
Molecular function (GO): ATPase binding; protein-containing complex binding
Source: RefSeq, a predicted model, not a curated record